AUGUUGGAAUCGCAGCUGGCGCUUCUGCGGGAGCAGCUGGACGUCGAGAGAAAACGUCGACUUGAACUGCAGCAUCGUGGGCGAUCCAAACCAGCGGAGCGACAGUAUGGACGAGCUGCGGAUUUCCGCAUGAGCAGAAAGACACUUCAGCGGCAGAAAAGCCCGUUUCGGGUUCAUCGUGCGGUCUCUUGCGAGAUGUACCAACGCUCGUAUCGGUACGAGGCGUCACUUUCUUCGAUCUCAACCUGCUCGUACCUCACGAAUGACACCUCGACUAGUGUAGAGACCACCACGAUCGUGUAAGGGGGCGCUUACAACGAUUCUAGCCUCCCCCAGCUGUGCAAUCAUCAGUCCGGAACUAGUCAUUUUCUCUUCAUUUGUAGUUGUUUACACACUUGUAUCUGAUGUGCCUUUCGUUUGUUGUGUGAACCCCACCCUGUAGAGCUCAUUUUUCGUUUGAGAAUACUGCAAAUAGCCUUGCAUGGUGCAUACAUACGUGUGAUUAUAUAGUGAUAAUCUGAACUCUU
This is a messenger RNA of Cylicocyclus nassatus, 527 nucleotides long. NCBI's taxonomy places the organism in Eukaryota, Metazoa, Nematoda, Chromadorea, Rhabditida, Strongylidae. The record is from the annotation of a GenBank genome assembly.